GCGGGUGCGAGAAGCCAUUUCCUGCAAAGUUAAUAAAAGUUUUAAUCAUCGAAUUUUCUACCGUAAUUCGAGUUAUUUCCGUUAUUUCGAGGUCAUAUUUGAUGGUUUGUUAUGUAGCCAUUUCUAAUCUACUUGAGUGGAUAUAAAUUAGAUGAUUUUAUUGUGAUUACUUUCAAUGACAGCACUGUUGAUUACUAAACUUAUAGGCCUAAAUAUAAAAUAUAGAUCUUUACCUGCUAGUAUUAGUCACAGAUUUAUACAGAUUAUCAAUUUGUUAAUGUGUGCCGUGAAUGAUGGAUUUAUUUGAAAGAUGUACAACAGUCCAUCUUGAAUCUGAAAUAUUUAAUAAGAAUAAAUUAUGUGUCAAGUGACAUGUGAAGACCCUCCCAAGAGUUCAAGUUUUCAGACGGACAACAAAUCCAGACCAAAUGUGAAUUAAAGAUAAUGACAUGGUUUCACUGAUACUCUGAUCAUUAAGUUUGUAUAAAUAAUAACUGUUGGCUUUAAAAAUGGAUAAAAAGCGAAUGUUGUCAAAUUCCAAGAAGAAAGAUUCAGGAUUAAAUGAGGGAAUUGCUGGUCGAUAUAUUAAAAGAGACACACCUCCGAUGCUACGCAAUUAUCAUACGCCAGUACGACCUGGUAACAGUACACCAAGACGAACAACCAGAAACCCAGCAUCAUACAUUCCCCAACAGGUGUCUGCUACAGGAGGACAAUUCGCUCCAUCUAUUGUCCCUUCAUCUGUACGUCUUUCAAACCCAGUCAAUUUACAUUCGUCAGUUUCUCCCGGACCCGUGACCGACAGACAGAUACAUCUAUAUCAACAACAUCAUCUACAACAAAUACACAACGCGAACACGGCAUCACCGUUAACUCAAGGUUUACAUAAUCUACGUAUAGCCUCUCCCGCUAACACGUGGGGUGAUACCUAUAUUACAAGUAGUGCUCCUAGAACAGUUGGUAUCGCAUUCUCUCAUCAAACCGGUCAAUCUCCAUUAAUAGCUGGUACGAGCCAUGGUGUCGCGUAUCAUCCGUCACAACACGUUGUCUCAUCCACUCCACAACUCCAGAUUAAACCAGAAGAAAGGGGCAAUAACUCUGCUGCUAAAAACAUGACAACAGCUUCUCGUGAAGAAGAGAAGACGGAUGGUCAGCUGUCUCAUUACCAUAACCAAGGUCAAGGUAAUACAGAAUAUUCUAGUUUACAACAACAUGAUGAUAAUUACCAAAUACAACAAUAUCAUCAAGAAAUACGCAAUUAUUACGCUCAACAAAACACAGCCGCCAACCAAACGUCUAAUUUAUUUAGUCUUUCAUCAGAUAAUUCUAGCCAACCGACUUCUUCUAUAUCCAGUGACCGAUCAAGUCAGUUAUCGUCCAUUGAUCGCGCCACGCCAGUCAUGAACUUAUAUCAUAAUUCGGAACAACGUGGCGUAAUGGCGUCACCCGCAGAGCAUGGUAAUCAAGUUCUGGCGUUGAUGUCAGGUGACCGAAGUCAGACAAAUAGCACGUUUAGCGGUGAUCGUGGAAAUGUUGUGUAUUCGGCAGCAAAUCACCAUGGUGAUGGUAUUAUGUCUACUGUCUCGUCGUCCCCAGCAACAAAUAGUUUUGGUGGAUCAGAAGAAAUACCGUUACCUCCAGGCUGGUCGAUUGAUUGGACUUUACGAGGUAAAAAAUACUAUAUAGACCAUAAUACUCAAACCACACAUUGGAGUCAUCCAUUAGAGAAAGAAAGUUUACCCAUGGGAUGGGAACGAAUUGAAUCGAAAGAACAUGGAGUAUUUUACGUCAACCAUAUAUUGAAAACCGCUCAGAUUCACCAUCCAUGUGCUCCGUCAGUACCGAGGUUUAACAUGGUGUUUAAUUACGAUGGUCCACAAAUACAACAGUUACCACAGCAACUAGAAUAUCAACAACCACGACAAUCUAACGUACUCGUACCAGCUAAUCCUUAUCUUAAAGAAGAGAUACCACAGUGGUUGGUUGUUUAUUCUAAAGCUCAACCAGAACAUGAUCAUAAACUCAAGUGGGAUUUAUUUCGAUUGAAUGAAUUAGAAUAUUUCGAUGCGUUGAUUAUUCGCCUGUAUAAACAGGAACUAGAACAACUUGUGAUGUCAUAUGAGGCGUACAGGGCCGCACUAAAUAGAGAGAAAGAACGACAAAAACAAGAUCAGCAGCAAAAACAGUUAACGCAAAACAUAGAAACAAAAGUGUGACGUGACUAAACGUAUGGCAAAUAUUCUUGCAUCAAACACGUCAAAAAUAAUUUUUGCGAUGUGGAAGACAGCGUUACAGACUGUGGCGAUAAAAAUGCUGGUAUGCAAAUCAUUUGUCACGUAAAUAUACGUUAGUGCUGUCAUAUAAUGAGCUGCUCAUGUCAAUUUUUAUCCGCAAAGAACGUAAUUAUUUACGUCUUCUGGUAAGUUAGUGUUCUUUUGAAGCUUUAAUCUUUUUGGUACAACACGGCCAUACCAAUUUCAAUUUGUGUUUUUUGGAAUGUUUCAUAGCCACUCGAAUCCUGUGAACAAAUUUUUGCUUAAAAUAUAAAAGUAAAAAUUUGAAGUACUCCUUGUUUUUAAAUUAGUCGUAUUUUUUACCUGAAGGAAUAGGAAACAAAAUUUUAAUCGCAAUGAGAGUGAGAAAAAUGGGGUUUAACAAAUAUGGGGACUAACAUAUGGUUCAAUUUUAUUUCAUUAGUUUGCUUGUGGGUUGGGGUCUUUAACAGUGGGAGGAUGUGCAUGCAGGGAAUCGAAACCACGCCACUCAAAGACAGACCUUCUGAUACAUUAACCAUUCAGCCACCCACCCUCGGGAUCUGAAAGGACAAGAACAGUUAUCUAGUCGCUCGGAUGGGACGAAAAACCGAGGUCUUAUGUACACAUUGGUGUCCAUGUAAAAGAUCCCUUGGCAGUUGGAAUUCGAUAUAAGAGUAGGCCACAGUGCUGCUCUCUGAACAACAUUUCCCUCAUAGCACACUGUAUGCCCGUCUUCAUUAUCCCAGUUUGGAGCAGAACAGUAGGACGUUAAACCACAAUUUAUUUGGGGAUCUGAAAGAACAUAAAUUAAGAUUGUUAUGGCCUGAUAGUUGUAGUUUAUUGUUUGCUGAUGGAAUAUAAUUAUGAGAAACAUGGCUGGCCAUCAUAAUUAUUACUGUCAUGAUUAUUGUUAUUAAUAAUAGGCUUGUUGUAAACUAAUAUAUAUUUAUGUGUGUAACGUAUAUCAUCAUUCUACAGGCCUUGUUCUACAGGCCUUGUUCUACAGGUCUUGUUAUAUAGGCCUAAUUCUAUAGGCCUUGUUCUAUAGGCGGUGUUCUACAGGUUUGUUCUAUAGGCUGGUUCUGCAGGCCUUGUUCUGCAGGCCAUAAUCUGUUCAAGAUGUAAAACAAGAAAAUUAUGUGUCAUAAAUUUAAUGUGGAUUAAAAGAAAUAGACAUGGUGUCAGGUAGAAAUAAUAAACCGUUUACUGAAUCUUGAUUUGUACGAGGUUAAAACUCUUACGAUGAUUAAAUUGCUCUCUGGGAUGGUGUAUGACAUCAGAUCUACUUUUAUAGAAACAUAUUGAAAUAUUCUACCAGGAUUAAUAGAUUCUUGCUUACGUUUUUGACCCAUGGUGAUGAUAUAAUUUACAAUAAUAUGGAUAAUCUCCACCGACAUGUAGGAUACAUUUUAUAUUAAAAUCCUAUUUACCUGGACAGGUGUAUCCAUAAAUAUUGAAAACAAACUACGUCUAUUUACCAGGACAGGUGUAUCCAUAAAUAUUGAAAACAAACUACGUCUAUUUACCAGGACAGGUGUAUCUAUAAAUAUUGAAAACAAACUAUGUGUAUUUAUCAACAAGCCAUAUUCAAUAUGUUACAUAUUUUUAAUGUUUUGAAAUAUUAAGUGUCCAUAUUAGUUUUGCUUAGGUAAUGAAUUGGUAUUGAAUAUUAGUCAGUGCUACACACUAUAGACUUCGAGUUGGUUAGAUCUAAAUAUUAAGGCCGGUUGCAGAUUUUGUCAUAGUCACGAGAUGUAAACAGUGUUGGGGCAUGUGAUUGUUGCCGAGGAUUGUGGGUUGGGGUUAGCAUUUAGCCCUAGCUCUGUUUACGUCUCGUUACCGUGACAAAAUCUGCAAGUGGCCUUAAUAUUUAGUGCUAUACACUUUGAGACUUUCAUGAUAACUUUUGAUUAUAAACUAAAUUAUUUAAAGGUGCUGUCAUUUCAUUGGCUAAAAAUUAAAAUCUUAAUACAAAUGUUAGCUCUUAGCCCAUGAAAAGACUACGUUGUAAAAAUAUUUUAAUUUGUCUUUGUGAAUAAAGCGCUAGGUGUCUUAUUUAUAAGAUCUGAAACUGACAUAUUUAAAGAUGGAGGCCUUUCAUUGGAUAAGAUCUGAUAUUCUGAUACAGAUUUUAGCUCGUUGCUAAUAGAAAUGAAAUGAACACCAAUGUGUACACGGAACCUCGGUUUUCCGUCCCUUCCGAACGACUAUUCGUUGUCCCUUGCCAGGACCUCAGUUCUGUGCCACUGACAAGGUGGAACCACGCCGGAAAAUCUGGAUAAACUUUCUCUAUCCAAUGCAGGGAUCGAACACCCGACCUCCAAGUUAGAGAGCCAAUAACUUACCCACCUAGCCACCAUGGCCCCUCUCUUUGCUAAUAGACAAACUGCAUCUUUAAAACAUGUCAGUUUUACAAAUCAAGAAUGGCUUCUAUUAACAAACUACUCAAGUAUAUAGUGCUAUUUGUAUGUCUUCAUUUCAUGUGUGAAUCAAUUUUAUGUGUAGUUAUUGCCCCUGAAAACUCUGAAGCCACCCAUCACAAUGCUGCUCAUGGACAUAUACACUCGGCAAACCUCAGCAGAUUCCGUUACUCUACAUUUAGCUCCGGCUGUAUGAUGAUAAGUGAUAUGUACCUACGCCUAUACAAUUGCGAUGCGGCACCGGUUUACUUUUAAAAAGAAGUUAUUAAAAUUGCGUCGUUCGAAGCAUGAGUAGAAUUUUCAGUACAAAGUUGUCCAAAUUUGAAGAAAAUCGGAUAAACUUGAAAGAAAAACAGCUAUAGACUUUGAAAUAUUUGUAUGAUAAAACAUUCUUCUAAGGCGUCGUCAUGGGCAACGCCGUUGGUAAUCUGGGAACUUGAAAGUAGUUCUAAUGGCGGAUUGGUCAUACAGCCGAGGCUAGAUGUAGGGUACUGGAAUCUGCUGAGGUUUGCCGAGUGGGACAUUGCAUAGUAAUACUAUGUUUAUAUUCAGAUACAGCUCAAUUUAAAAUUGGUUACCAAGCUAUUAAUAAGAUUUUUUAGGAUUAAACUUGUUCAAUUUAAUUGGAGGUGCUCAAUGGCCACUUUAGCUUUUAGAGUCAAGACAAAAAUAUUUAAUUUAAAAAAUUAGAUAAGAUUGAAUGUAGGAUUGUACAUCGUGUAGAAGGUAUGAAAUUAUCAGUUGUUUCAUGCAGGACUGCUGUAUAUAACAGUGGGCAUAUCUCAAUAUAUAGGGUUACCAGUAUUCUUUCAAUUCUUUUAGAGUUAUUUCCCUUAUUGAAACCUUGUAGACAAGCUGUAAGUCAAACUUUUAAAAACUUUCUAGUAUGUUUUAGUGUUUAUGAUAUAGUAAUUUAUGGAAAUUUUUUGAUAUGGCAGAUAUAUUUUUACAUUCAAAUCCUGGUUCCCAUAGGGACAUUAAUGCAGUCAGUCUUGAUGAUUAGAGUUAUUUCCCUUGUUGUUGAAUCCUUAUAAAACAGGCUUUAAGUUAUAUUUUUCGAAACUUAGUAUAUUUAAGUAUAUUAAUUUUAUUGUAGUUUUUGAUAAAGAAUUAAGCGAUAUUGUCCUUUUUGCGAAUAUCCCUAAAUAGACAUGGGCCUGGGGCUGUUAUUAAUUGCAGCCUUGACCUUUAGUAGCCUAUUUGUAUUAAACUAGCAUACUGAUCUCCUAAUUUACUAGAUUUAAUUAUUUUAUUUUCUAGUACGCGUUGUUAAUUAUAGAAUUUAAUAUUAGUGCAAUAUAUUUAUUAUUACUGGAGUAAUAUGUAAAAUAAUGACUGAUAAGACCACUAGUAGAACCAUCAUGUUAUAUGUGUUGUAGCAGGUGCUUGUUUUCCUCAAGGAAUUGAUUAAUCAAAAUAUAUGUGGAAAAUAACACUGUAACCUGGGUAUCAUUUAAUCUUGUGUAUCUAGCACUGAUUUCUUUCACAUUCGUUU
This is a messenger RNA of Patella vulgata (common limpet), 6170 nucleotides long. Its product is annotated as scaffold protein salvador. The coding region runs from base 510 to 2216 and encodes 568 amino acids. Gene Ontology annotation, molecular function: molecular adaptor activity; protein binding. The transcript is spliced from 7 exons. NCBI's taxonomy places the organism in Eukaryota, Metazoa, Mollusca, Gastropoda, Patellidae. Gene Ontology annotation, biological process: apoptotic process; regulation of cell population proliferation; hippo signaling. The record is from RefSeq and is a predicted model, not a curated record.